Messenger RNA from Tauraco erythrolophus (red-crested turaco), 586 nucleotides. The record is from RefSeq and is a predicted model, not a curated record. Lineage: Eukaryota; Metazoa; Chordata; Aves; Musophagiformes; Musophagidae.
AUGGACGAGAGUCCUCUGGGAGGAUUAGAACUGUGUGAACAUACUCCUGGUCUACUAGGGAAUAUCACCAUGGCAGCAGGUCUUGCAAAUGUAGGAAAUACAUUUGGAGGUCCACCAAGUUCUUUAGUUUCUAGACCUAAUAAAUUCCAAAACUCACCUAUAGAAGAUGAUGAUGAUGUAGUUUUUAUUGAACCUGUACAACCUCCACAAAAUUCAACAUCACUGAUAGCAGAUCAAAGGAACACUGCAUUUACAUCAUCAAAAAAUGAAGAACUUCAAGGCAAUGAUUGCAAAAUGCUUCCUCCUCCAAAAGACUUAAAUUCUCAAAAGGGCAGUAUAAGUGAAACUAUUAUUAUUGAUGACGAAGAAGACAUUGAAACAAGUCAAGGACAGGAGAAAAAUGCUUCCAGUUUUAAUGAACGAAGACUUCCAGAGUGUAAAAAUAGAACCAACGAUAUGGAAUUCUCAGCUUCCAGUUUUUCAAGAAGUAAGACCAAGACUGGUGUAGGACCUUUCAAUCCUGGUAGAAUGAACGUGGCUGGAGAUGUGUUUCAAAAUGGAGAAUCUGUGACUCAUCAUAAUCCUG